CAUAUUGCUUGUUUGUUUUUUUUUCUUCCUUUACACUAGUGAUAUGAUAGUGACCUUUGUAGAUGGAAGAAAUAAAAUCCACAAAAAGCAUCUAACAACUUUGCCUAAUAUCUGAUUCUCAGAAUUACUUGCUUUGGGUGGUAUUUUGAGAGUUUUAUUGUGGGUACUGUAAAAUGGCAGGGGUAGCAAGGAGACUGCUGUUUGGAUUUUCUUAGAGGCAAACUGAUUUUUAAAUCGUCUCUUAUCUUUAUCCAUUUCUUCCCUUAUUUUUCUUCUCUGCCUGCAAGAAACAGAGGAAGUGUGUUUAUUUUCAAGUUAAGCUGUAAUGAACAAUUCUGAGACUCCAUUAAGUAGCCACAGCAUGAAUUCAGAGAAAGAGGUGAUACUGGGAACUCCUUUUCCUUUAGUGUCUGAUGGCAUACUAAUAUCAAUUAUAAUGAUUGUUUGCAGGAUCAUAUGGUGAGAGAAGAAACUAGGAGUCUCACUCCAAAGCAGUGUGCUGUUUUGGAUCUAGCAGUUGAUACUAUCAAACAAUAUUUCCAUGCUGGUGGGAAUGGUUUGAAGAAAACAUUCUUGGAGAAGAUUCCGGACCUGCAAUCACUUCGCUAUGCUCUCUCUCUCUACACUCAGACCACAGACACUCUCAUUAAAACCUUUGUCCAGACUCAGACACCUCAAGGCUCUGGUGUAGAUGAUCCUGUGGGAGAAGUGUCCAUACAGAUCGACCUGUAUACCCAUCCAGGAACUGGUGAACACAAGGUCACAGUGAAAGUUGUGGCAGCCAAUGACCUGAAGUGGCAAACAUCUGGAAUGUUCUGUCCGUUCGUUGAAAUUACUAUGAUUGGGCCUCAUCAAAAUGACAAGAAGAGGAAGUUCACAACAAAGUCAAAGAGCAACAACUGGGCUCCCAAAUACAAUGAAACAUUUCACUUCAUACUGGGGAAUGAAGAUGGCCCUGACGCUUACGAGCUCCAAGUUUGUGUGAAGGACUACUGCUUUGCUCGGGAGGAUCGGGUACUGGGGAUAGCAGUGAUGCAGCUCAGAGACAUAGUGGAAAAAGGAAGCUGUGAUUGCUGGUGCCCUCUUGGGCGCAGGAUUCACAUGGAUGAGGAUGGACUUAUAGUCCUGAGGGUUCUCUCUCAAAGAACCAAUGAUGAGGUUGCCAGAGAAUUCGUGAAGUUGAAAUCUGAGUCUUGUUCCACAGAGGAAGGGACCUGA
Oxyura jamaicensis (ruddy duck) is the source of this 1218-nucleotide messenger RNA. RefSeq names its product protein unc-13 homolog B-like. Gene Ontology annotation, biological process: synaptic transmission, glutamatergic; neuromuscular junction development; presynaptic dense core vesicle exocytosis. Gene Ontology annotation, molecular function: syntaxin-1 binding; diacylglycerol binding; calmodulin binding. Gene Ontology annotation, cellular component: terminal bouton; presynaptic membrane; synaptic vesicle membrane. NCBI's taxonomy places the organism in Eukaryota, Metazoa, Chordata, Aves, Anseriformes, Anatidae. The record is from RefSeq and is a predicted model, not a curated record. Bases 457 to 1218 code for a protein of 253 amino acids. The transcript has 5 exons.